UUACAACUCCCACCUCCACUCGUCUCUCUUCACUCCUUUUAAAAUCUCACUCUCUCUCUCUGGCUAUCCCCAUUAAUGCCACCCAAGCUUCAACCCUGUUUCUCUGUCAAACCCUAGAAUUUGAUAUGGGGAAGAGGACGAAGUUCCCAUUUCUGUUGAAGAACGUAGAUGCUAGGUUUCCAUGGCAAUGGCCAUACUGUACGCAGCCCAAAACCCUGUCUUUCAGAGUUGGCACCAGCGACAUGUUCAAGACCCUCAACUCCGCCUACUCUGAUGUCGUUGACACGCAGGAGUUAUGGUCCACCAACUCAUCCGAGUCGGAAAGCUUCUCCGGAUCCUCGGAGGAGUCUGGAGGUGAGUGCAUAGAGACUGUGAUUCGUGGGCUGAGGUCGGAAAGGCUGUUUUUCGAGCCAGGUGAGACGAGUUCCAUAUUGGAGGAGGCGAAGGGAGGCGGGUUUCCAUUCAAGGAGAGUGUGGUUUUGUCCAUGGAGUCGGAGGACCCUUACGUGGACUUUCGGAGGUCGAUGGAGGAGAUGGCGGAGGCUCAUGGGUUGAAGGAUUGGGAGUCCCUUGAAGAGCUUUUGAGUUGGUAUUUGAGGGUCAAUGAAAAGCAGAAUCAUGGUUACAUCAUCGGAGCUUUUGUCGAUUUACUUGUUGCUUUUGCAUUUACUUCUUCUUCUUCUUUUUCUACUUCUCCUUCUCCUUCCUCUCCUUUGUCUUUUGCUUCUUCUUCCUGUUCUUCCACUACUCCUUGUUUAUCUUCUUCAAUAGAGAUUGAAGAAGACAAUGGUUCAUCUCUACAUGUUUGAAUCAGUGAAUAUAUAUGUAUACUUCUAGUUCAAGAAAUCAUAUUCCACUUAACCUCCUUUUUCUUCUUCUUCUCCCUUUCUACCAAGUGUAGGACAUCACCUCCUUUUCUUUAUGUGCAUUGGAGAAAGUGAAAUGGAAAUUGCCAUCGACA
Messenger RNA from Vitis riparia (riverbank grape), 961 nucleotides. RefSeq names its product transcription repressor OFP13-like. NCBI's taxonomy places the organism in Eukaryota, Viridiplantae, Streptophyta, Magnoliopsida, Vitales, Vitaceae. Gene Ontology annotation, biological process: negative regulation of DNA-templated transcription. Bases 126 to 809 code for a protein of 227 amino acids. The transcript has a single exon. The record is from RefSeq and is a predicted model, not a curated record.